CUAUUGAAUCUUCACUUUAAAGAAACAAACAAACAAAACCCAAAUUCUAUAAUGUAUCAACUACAUCAUGAAAACAUUGCCAUGGCCCAUGACCAUUGCCGAUGGUCACAAAUUAGAGUAAGACAUUAGAACUUUGAUUACAACAUGGUGCAACCAGUGCACCUGUAGUGAAUGUACGUUUGCAUACUACAUGUAGAUUCUCCUCUGUCUAUUGAAAAGGUGAUGAAGUGAAUUGUAGUUUUUCUAUGGCUAUAAGGGUAUCUUUCAUAUUUAUAUUGGGACAGUCUUAUGAAAAAGUGAAAGCCCAUUGGGAAACUCCAACUCCCAUUGUCAUUGUGACACAGCACUCCACAGCACACAAAAUAACACUGCACACUGUACACAACGAAAUUGCAUUUAUGCCUCACCCGUGCAAGGGGGCAGCCCUCAGUGGCGCCCCAUGGGGAGCAGUGCGGUGGGACGGUACCAUGCUCAGGGUACCUCAGUCAUGGAGGAGGAUGGGGGAGAGCACUGGUUGAUUACUCCCCCCACCAACCACCUUAUGUAGGCGUAAUGGGAAGGGGGUUGUCCCCUUCCACCCUCCAUGGCUAAAGUGCCCUUGAUUAAGACACCUAACCCUACAUUCCUGUGACUGUAACUAAUACCCUGCGAUGUCUGUACGUCACUUUGGACAAAAGUGGCUGCUAAGUAUAAUGUAAUGUAACAGUGGGCAACCAAAAUAUGUAUACAAUGUUGUGUGUCCUGACCAGGUAAUGAGGUGAGGUGCUGCCAUCUGGUGGAGGAAAGGGUCAGUACGGGCUCCUCAGGAUGAGUUCCCCUGGCAACCAGGAGUCCCAGCUGGGACAGGAACUGGCAGCUCACUCUCAUAGUGGCAUAGAGAAGAGACCAGGGUCUCCUACAGGGAGCUGUGUGUCCAUGAGGAGUGACAAGUCAAAGGAUGAGCCACUCAGGUUCAAAGGGGCGGAACCUCCACUUGACCAAAGUGGCAAAGAGAAGAGACCAGGGUCUCCUACAGGGAGCUGUGUGUCCAUGAGGAGUGACAAGUCAAAGGAUGAGCCACUCAGGUUCAAAGGGGCGGAACCUCCACCUGACCUCAGUGCAAUAGAGAAGAGAUCAGGGUCUCCUACAGGGAGCUGUGUGUCCAUGAGGAGUGACCAAUCAAAGGAUGAGCCCCUCAGGUUCAAAGGGGCGGAAACUGCAUCUGACCAAAGUGGCAUAGAGAAGAAACCAGGGUCUCCUACAGGGAGCUGUGUGUCCAUGAGGAGUAACCAGUCAAUGGAUGAGCCGCUCAGGUUCAAAGGGGCGGGACCUGCAUCUGACCAAAGUCACAUGGAGCAGAGACCAGGGUCUCCUACAGAGAGCUGUGUGUCCAUGAGGAGUGACCAAUCAAAGGAUGAGCCACUGAGGUUCAAAGGGGCGGGACCUGCAUCUGACCAAAGUGGCAUAGAGAAGAAACCAGGGUCUCCUACAGGGAGCUGUGUGUCCAUGAGGAGUGACCAAUCAAAGAAUGAGCCCCUCAGGUUCAAAGGGGCGGGACCUGCAUCUGACCAAAGUGGCAUAGAGAAGAGACCAGGGUCUCCUACAGAGAGCUGUGUGUCCAUGAGGAGCGACCAAUCAAAGGAUGAGCCACUGAGGUUCAAAGGACCUGCAUCUGACCAAAGAGAGCAAGAGAGGAGACAUAAACAAGACUCCAGUGGUCAGGACAAGCAACAGGAUUUACCUCAUAUCUUUGAGGUGCUCGAGGAGAAGAUCAUCACCUUUUUAAAGAAUGAGCUGCAGAGAUUGAAGCAGAUUCUUAGUCCAGACUACGAAGAAAACAUUGAGAAUAAAGCAGAGGAUGAGAGUGAUGCCAGGAAAGGAGUUCUCCAGAUGGCACUGCACUUCCUCCGUAAGAUGGAGCACCAGGAUCUUGCUGAUGAACUGAAUGACAAUGAGAUGAAUGUAGGCUGUCAGAAGGAUUUAAAAAGAAAUCUCAAGAACAAGUACCAGAGUGUGUUCGAAGGGAUAGCCAAACAGGGAAGUUCUGUUCUGCUGGAAAAAAUCUACACAGAUCUCUACAUCACUGAGGGAGAAAGUGGGAAAGUCAAUGAGGAGCAUGAGGUCAGGCAGAUUGAGUACAGAUCCAAGAAACCAACUGGACAGGACAGACCAAUCAAAUGUGCUGACAUCUUCAAGCCUUCAUCAAUUCAGGACAAAUCAAUCAGAAGAGUUCUCACAAAGGGGGUGGCUGGCAUCGGCAAAACUAUUUCUGUGCAAAAGUACGUCCUGGACUGGGCUGAGGGAAAUGACAACCAAGAGAUCAAUUUCAUCUUCCCACUGUGCUUUCGGGAGCUCAACAUCAUGAGAGAAAACGAGUACUCUUUAAUGGAUCUUCUUCAUCACUUCUUCCCAGAGCUAAAGGAAUUCAAAUUUGUCUGCCAGAAAAUGUAUAAAGUGCUGUUUGUCCUUGAUGGUCUGGAUGAGUGUCGACUUCAACUUGAAUUUCAGGGAAAUGAGAGUUUGACUGACAUGAGAGCUGUCAAAUCAUUGGAUGUCAUCUUGACAAAUCUCAUCAAGGGUAAUCUGUUCCCCUCUGCUCUACUGUGGAUAACCUCUCGACCAGCAGCAGCCGGCAGAAUCCCUCCUGAGUGUGUUGACCUGGUGACAGAAGUGCAAGGGUUCAAUGACUCCCAAAAGGAAGAGUAUUUCAGGAAGAGGAUCAGUGAUGAAAGUUGUGCAAGCAAAAUCAUUUCACACAUUAAAUCAUCCAGGAGCCUCCACAUCAUGUGCCACAUACCUGUGUUCUGCUGGAUUGCUGCUAUGGUUCUUCAGCUGAUUUAUUCCACAGGACACACACAAAUACCAAAGACUUUGACAGAGAUGUACACAUUUUUCCUCAUGUUUCAAACCAGACAGAGAAGCGCCAAAUUUGACAAUCUGCAAGACCCUGAGCCACAAUGGAACCAUGAGCUAAUCCUCCGUCUUGGAAAGCUGGCCUAUGAACAGUUAGAGAAGGGCAAUCUGAUCUUUUAUGAAGAAGACCUCAGAGAAUGUGACAUUGAUGUCAAAGAGGCAACAAUAUGCUCUGGGAUGUGCACCCAGAUCUUCAGAGAAGAAUCCGGCAUCUUUCUAGGAACAGUGUUCUGCUUUGUGCAUCUCAGUAUCCAGGAGUAUCUUGCUGCUCUGUAUGCAUUUCUGAUGAUGGCAAAUGAAGGUAAUGACAUAAUAUCCACACAGCAUGCCCAUCAAAAAACAGAGUCCAUGACCAUCUUGCAGAAGAGUGCUGUGGACAAAGCUUUGAUCUAUGACGAUGGACGCUUUGACCUCUUCCUUCGAUUCCUUCUUGGACUCUCUCUGGAGUCAAAUCAAACUCUCCUGCGUGGUCUGGUGAGUAGAAGACAAGGAGGCUUUGUGGACAAGAUCAGGACAGUUUUUGUCCGGGCUGGCAAUGAUAAAACAAUCAGGUACAUUAAGAACAAGAUCAGGGAGGCCCCUUCCCCAGAAAGGAUGAUCAACCUCUUCCACUGCCUGAAUGAACUCAAUGACCACUCCUUAGUGGAGCAGAUCCAGAGCUACCUUAGUGCAGGAAAACUUUCAAAGGCCAAACUCACACCUGGCCAGUGGUCAGCUCUAGUGUUUGUACUCCUGACAUCAGACCAGAAUCUGGAUGUGUUUGACCUGAAGAAGUUCAUCAGGUCUGAUGAAGCUCUCCUGAGGCUGACACGAGUAGUGGAGGAAUCCCACACAACCCUGCUUGAUAACUGUGGGCUCACCUCACAGAGCUGCACAACACUAGCGCCCAUCCUCUGCAAAGAAUCAUCAAAGCUCAGAAAACUGGAUCUCCGAGACAAUCGUAUUGGAGAUGUUGGAGUCCAACUACUGUGUAGUGGACUGAAGAACCACAACUGUGCCCUGGACACUCUGAGACUGUUGAAGAGUGAUGCAGCAGAUAAAGCUCUUGUGUAUCUGACUUCAGUUCUGGGUAGAAAUCCCUUACUGCUGACAGAACUGGACCUGAGUAGGAAGAUAUCAGGAGACUCAGGAAUGAAGCAGAUCUGUGCUCUACUGGAGGAUUCACACUGCAGAGUCGAGACACUGAAGCUUGAUAGCUGUGGACUCACUAAAGACAGCUGCAAAACACUAGCAUCCAUGCUCUGCAAACCAUCAUCAAAGCUCAGGAAACUGGAUCUCAGUUGCAACUGCAUUGGAGAUAUUGGAGUCAAGAAGCUGUGCAGUGGCCUGAAGAACCCAAACUGUGCCCUGGAUACUCUGAGCUUGUCAGACUGUGGUGUAACAGGAGAAGGAUAUGCUGCUCUGACCAAAGCUCUCAAAUCAAACCCUUCACACCUGGAGGAGCUGGACCUGAGAGGAAACGACCCUGGAGACUCUGGAGUGGAGCUCCUCACUUCAGCACUGACCAAUCAGAAGUGCAAACUCAGGUUGUUGUCUGAUGAAGCAGAGAGAGCCUGUGAGUAUCUGACUUCAGUUCUGGGUAGACACCCCUUACUCCUGACAGAGCUGGACCUGGGAGGGAAGAUAACAGGAGACUCAGGAGUGAAGCAGUUCUGUCCUCUACUGGGGGAUUCACACUGCAGAAUCAAGAAACUCUGGCUUGGUGACUGCAGUAUAACAGCAGAGGGCUGUGCUGCGCUGGUCUCAGCUCUAUCAUCAAACCCAUCACACCUGACAUGGCUGUAUCUGGAGGGUAAUAAUGAACUAGGAGACUCUGGUGUGAAGCAGAUCUCUACUCUACUCAGGAAUCCAGACUGUAAACUACAGAAACUGUCGUAA
This is a messenger RNA of Engraulis encrasicolus (European anchovy), 4770 nucleotides long. Its product is annotated as NACHT, LRR and PYD domains-containing protein 3-like. The transcript is spliced from 17 exons. Gene Ontology annotation, molecular function: protein binding. The record is from RefSeq and is a predicted model, not a curated record. Gene Ontology annotation, biological process: intracellular signal transduction. The coding region runs from base 808 to 4770 and encodes 1320 amino acids. Lineage: Eukaryota; Metazoa; Chordata; Actinopteri; Clupeiformes; Engraulidae.